AUGGAACUUCCCAAUUACAGCUGCCAAUUGCUGCAGCAGCUGUAUACCCUCUGCAAGGAGAGACAGUUCUGUGACUGCACCAUAUCUAUUGGGACAGUUUAUUUCAGGGCCCAUAAACUGGUCUUGGCUGCUGCCAGCCUCCUCUUUAAAACGUUACUAGAUAAUACAGAUACGAUCUCUAUUGAUGCAUCUGUUGUGAGUCCAGAUGAGUUUGCUCUCCUGUUAGAAAUGAUGUACACUGGCAAGCUCCCUGUGGGCAAACACAACUUCUCCAAGAUUAUCUCUUUAGCUGACAGCCUACAGAUGUUUGAUGUGGCAGUUAGCUGUAAGAAUCUGCUCACCAGCCUCAUGAGCUGCUCUGGUCCAAGUCAAGUAAUAAGAGACACUUCUCCUCAAACAGUGGAGCCAUGCAGAAAAGACGCUGAUAGACUGCUUGUUGAGAAUCCUUCCCCAAAGAAUGUGCUUGUGUCUCCCCAUUCAGGAGAGGUUCCAUGCCCUCCUGUGGCUCUGAAGGCUGACACUGUGGUGGUGGUUAGCGCAGUGACACAAGACGCUGGGGAGGUGAAUCCUGCCAUGGAGCCACAGGAGCUUGAGAUGAAUCCUUGUGCUGGCCAGGAAGAGGCCCUAGAGAUCGAAAUGAAGAGUGCAGCCUCACCAGCGGAGACUUCCAACACCCCCCAAAUGCAUUCUCUUUCUUCUGGGAAAGAAGUGAUAGAUGAGGAGGUGGAGGAAGAGGAGGCGACGGCAGCAUGUACAUCUCAGAAAAUGACAGAGAACCCCAUAGAGCCAGAGCAUGAGAGGAAAAUGUCUAAGCUGGAUUUCCUUCUGCAAAAUGAAAGCAUCUUCUCUGAAGCGCUCUCUGUUGCCCAGGAUGUACUGAAAAGACUAGAUGAAUGUAGAGACAUUAAGAGUCCCCAUAAGGAGGCUAUCUUGGAGUGUCUGGAAGCUAAAGAAGGAAUCUCAGCAUUCAAAAGAAUCCUCAGUAAAGUCAGAAACAAUGAGUGCCUCGAUGUUGAGACCGUGCUGUCUUUGUUGGAGCUAUUCCAGGACACCCAUCCUGAAGUAAAAGCAGCACUGAGAAAGCAAGAUCCAGAAGAUGGAGAAAAUGCUCAGCUGAAAAGGAGCACAGAGGAGGGAAAGACCUUGUCCAUCCUGUUACUGGAACACAAAGAAGACCUGAUAGAGAGCGUAACCCAGCUGAGACCCAUUAGGGAGCUCCUAGAGUCAGCCCCGGGAGAACUCCUAACCGGUGUGGAAAAAGAGGUGAUUUUGAAUUGCUGCGAGGGCGGAACACCCAAGGAGACAAUAGAAAAUUUGUUGCACAGAGUGACUGAAGAGAAAACAUUGACUGCUGAGAGUUUGGUUAAACUCCUUCAGGCUGUGAAGAUCACAUUCCCCAGCUUGGACCUUCUGCUGAAGGAUUUACAGAAACAAGCAAGUGUGCUGAACACUACAGUCCAACCAAGCCCUGAUGAUUUUGGGACUGAGCUCUUGAGACGGUACCAUGAAAACCUCUCUGAAAUUUUCACUGACAAUGAAAUGUUACUAAAGGUGAUCUCAUCUGCAAGCAGUUUAUCUUCUGGAGAAAGAGAGGCCAUGGAACAGCUUGUGAAAGGUGACGGUAAGUGCGGUGGCUUUGGCGCCCUGAUCUCUGCAGUGCUGGAAGGACAGCCGCUGUUGGGGAGGGCCAUUUGGAAGGUGCUGCUAGGGGCCCAGACAGCCGAGCCGAGCCCACUGAACCUGCUCAUGGAGGAGAUGCACAAGGAGCCCGGUGCCGACUAUUUCUUCCAAGCAGUGGCCACCCCAGAAAGUGCUACUAUAGAAAUCAUCUUGAGACAUGGCAAGCUAAUCACCGAAGCCAUUGAGCCGAGAGCUGAGCUAAAGUGCCUCACUCCAGGAGAGGAGAAACUGGCGGAGGCUGUGAAGGAGAUUCUGAGUGUUUCCUGUGAGCCAGCCAGCCCCGAAGCCUCCCUGAAAGCAGCUCUCAGCAGAGCCCAGGAAAAGUCGCUCCCCACCAUGGAAAUCUGCCGCCUCCUCUGCAGUGUGCAUGAAGUCUUUCCAGGCCUGCAAGCAGUCCUGCAGGAGCUGGGGAGCCUGGGUCUCCUUACAAAGGACAAGGAGCAGGGUGCUCCCGAUCGGUGGAAGGUGCCGGAGGGGCAGAGGGAAGUGUCUGCCGGAAGUCCUGCUGAAUCUGGGGAAGGGAGCGCUAAGGAGAAGGGCACGGUGGCGGAGGACCUGGAGAGCAGUACCGUCCCCUCCCCCAAGAAGAGCUUUGUCUGCACGGCCUGUGACAAGAGCUUCCAUUUCUACUGCCGCCUCAAGGUACACGUGAAGCGCUGUCGCGCAGCCCAGGGGAAGCAGGUGCCAUGCAGAGAAUGUGGCGAAAUGAAGGCCUCCAAGAAAGAGCUGGAGAAACACUUGCAGGAAGCCCACGGUGGGGCUGGGGCACCAGGCACCCCGAAGAAGAAGAAGAGGAGGCUCCCUGUGACCUGUGACAUCUGCGGGAGAGAGUUUGCUCACGCCUCUGGAAUGCAGUACCACAAGCUUACAGAACAUUUUGAUGAGAAGCCUUUCUCAUGUGAAGAAUGUGGGGCCAAGUUUGCAGCCAAUUCAACUCUGAAGAACCAUCUCCGCCUUCACACUGGGGAUCGCCCUUUCAUGUGCAGGCACUGCCUCAUGACAUUCACACAGGCAUCGGCCCUGGCUUAUCACACCAAGAAGAAGCAUGCCGAAGGGAAGAUGUAUGCUUGCCAGUACUGUGAUGCUGUGUUUGCCCAGUCGAUCGAGCUGUCUCGGCACGUGCGGACUCACACCGGAGAUAAGCCAUACGUUUGCCGCGAGUGUGGCAAAGGCUUCCGACAGGCCAACGGCCUCUCCAUCCACCUUCGAACAUUUCACAAUAUAGAUGAUCCCUAUGACUGCAAGAAGUGUCGGAUGAGUUUUCCCACCCUGCAAGAUCAUCGAAAUCACAUUCACGAGUUCCAUUCCAAGGAAUACCAUCCCUGCCCGACGUGUGGGAAGAUCUUCAGUGCCCCAUCCCUGCUGGAGCGACACACAGUGACCCACGUCAGAGGGAAGCCCUUCAGCUGCGGCAUCUGUGACAAGGCCUAUCAGCAAUUGUCUGGUUUGUGGUAUCACAACCGGACCCACCACCCAGACGUGUUUGCUGCCCAGAACCACCGGUCCUCCAAGUUCUCUGCGCUGCAGUGCAGUUCCUGCGACAAAACCUUCGCCAGCACGGCUGCUCACAAGAAGCACAUGAAUGCAGAGCACGCAGACGUGAAGUUCCACGAGUGUGAGACCUGUCAGGAGCUCUUUCCUACCCUGGCUUUGCUUCAAGUUCAUGCCAAGUGCCGGCAUUCAGGUUCCCAGCCCUUCAGGUGCCUAUACUGUGCAGCCUCUUUCCGCUUCCCUGGAGCCCUGCAGCACCAUGUGGCCACUGAGCACUUCCGGCAGACAGAGAACACGUUUCCCUGCGAGGUGUGUGGAGAGCUCUUCACCUCCCAGGCCCAGCUAGAGGCACAUUUUGAGUCUGAACAUAGCAAGGUGGUGGUCACGGAAGCCCAGGUUGCAGCAGCCACCACCCAGAUGGUGCAGGUGAUCCAGGCUCCAGAACCAGGAGCAUCAGCUGAGCAGGUGAUCACUUUGGAGGAGACCCCUCUGACUGGAUCCCAGGUGUUUGUGACAUUGCCAGACUCCCAGACUCCACAGGCCAGCUCAGAGCUGGUGGCAGUGACGGUAGAGGACUUAUUGGAUGGAACCGUGACCCUCAUCUGCGGAGAGGCAAAGUAGAAGCUGUUCCAGAGCCUACAAGAGAUGCUGGGAGUGAGCCAGGGAGAGCCACGCAGUGGCUUAGCCCUUUAGAGAGCGUUCUGAGCUGUGCUGGCUGGCGAGCUUGUGCCACGAAACCCUGAAUGUUCUGACACACUCAGUGUCUGGGAUGAAGACCCCGAGCCCAGUGCCUCUCUCAGAGGCACAGAGGCGGCCUGGCCUCACACAGGUCAGCUGCUUUGGUGUCUGGGUUAUAUUUCAACCUAAAAUCAAGUGUUGCUUCUACAACCCAUGCCUAAUGAACAUCAGGGAGAGAUUUAUUGGGGACUGAAGCUUAGUUUGAUUACAGGCAGCCCCCCCAUAGGCAGAAUGGAUAUGGCCAAACAAGUAUGGCCAAACACGUGGUUUUUAAUCCAUAUAUGAAAUUCCUUAGCAAGAUAUCAGGCAACUCCAACCUAGGGCAUGUUCUGCCCAUCCUUGCUGACACCACCAGUCCACGGUCUCCUUCUGCUGCUGAUUUCUCCAUUCCUGCCUUGGUAAGUGGCAAUCAGGAGGGCAUCAGUAGCCCCCCACCUUCCUGCUAAAUAGAUGUCCAGGGAGCAGGGAGAACAGCUCCCCUUUGACCCAGGGCCUUAGCACCUUUCCCUAACCCAUUGCCCAUGGUGAGGAACCAAGCCGACCUUUAUUUUUUUAUUAUUGGGCCAUCUAAAUAAUGGGUUCUCUUCCCACCCAGCUCCUCACCUCCUUGUGAUGGGUUCUCAUAAGCCUUGGGGCUCGGGCUGCUGUCAGAGCCCAUUUGGUACGCCUCUCUUGUUGCCAGGCCACGGCCCCUCUACAACUACAUUUCCCAAAGCCUUUUAUCUGCCGCUUCCUAAAAUAUAAUCUGAUAAUUAAUGGUUUGUUGACUCCAUUAUGAAGUGCAAUUAGAUGGAUGUAGGUUCCUGCAGUUUGGAGGGAGUGCCUAGCAUUUAUCUUCCAUUCCUUGUGCCAAAAGGUUGGACUCUGCCCGCGCAGUGUUUACACGCUGAGCUGUGAUCCCCGCCACGGCCCAGGCCUCGACCCCCUCUGGAGAGUGAUGUCCAUUUCAUCACUCUUCCUGGAACCAACUCCGGCAGGAGAUAAAACCCAUUCCUUUUUUUUCCAAAUGCACUGUGCACAGCUGUGCGCAGAAGUAGGAGCCUGUUUGUUUAGAUGGAAGGUUUUUUUUGCUGCUUUCUCUCAGUCUGUGGCUGUGGGGGGCUCAACACCUGUCCAUGAGCCGGCUGGCUCUGUAGCGAGGAGUCUCAGACUGGUCCUUCCAUGAGGGUGGUGCCUCAGCUGCUCCAAUCUGGGCUGGUUCUGAGGGCCAGACUGCUAAGAAUAUUGUGUAGGGUCACUGAGCAAUCCCACGUCUGUGUGUAUGUCCCUCAGAUUUACUCAGUAAGCCUGAAGUAAAUGAUGUUUUCAAAGGGGAGAGCCUUAAAGACUGAUAAUGACCAGAAGAUGGUGCUCAAGCCUUUAAGACUUAGCUUUAGCCUUGAUGUGAAGGCCCCACUGUGGCUUCCCCUUGCAUUCUUGGCAGUCAUUUAAGCUUCCUCAGUCCCCGUCCCUGAGCUCUGCGGCUUAGAAAGUACUUGACCCACAGGGAGUGACCUGGGAGGACCUGGAACGUCAGCAUCACGGAAUGGCAUGCAUUGAGAAGGUCCUGGUGCCAAACCCUGGAGAAUCUUCCGGCAGCCACUUUGUGUAAGCAGCAGCACAUGGGCUGGGAACUGUUGCCUACAAUUAGCUGAAGAGGGAGAGAACAAAAGAGAAAGGUUUCAUAAUGGAAGUGACAAGAGAGUGGGGUCACAUGGAUUUGUGUUCUGUGGAAAGGCUUGUGCAUUUCAGACUUGAAUUUCAGUUCCAUGUGAACAUUUGGAAGAAGGCUUUCCCGGAUUCCUGGCAGAGAGAGGCAAACAGGCAGCUUCCACAGAAUUGUUAGGCCUGUGGCAUGCUGAGCGAGAGCGAUCCGAGAGGCCAGGUUGCUGAUCAGGCCCACCAGAGGAGCUCUUACAGAUCUGGCAGCAGCAAAUGGGAGUUGGAAAACCCAUUAUUGGUUCUCCACCUUCCGUUUCAUUCUGAAACUGAAUGAACUUGCUAAGUAGGGGUAGCAGAAUCUGUUUGUUCCACAGAGGAUUCUGAAUAGGAAUACAGCUACUCACUGCCCCUUUUCUCCCAGCUAACCCAGCUUCUCCCUUCCUCCUGACUUCUUUAAAUGUUAUUCCAAAUAAUCCAUUUUCAUUAUGGCCCCCAUAUGUCCACCAUAAGCUUAUGAUCACCUAGGUGAGGGAGGGACUGAACAUUUUCUUAAGAAGUGUGUGGCAUUUUAGGGAAGUGAAUCACAAAUCCAUCUUCUCCGGGCUCCCACGGUAGGUUUGAUGACUGAUGGAGAAGCAGCCAAGAGAAAAAGGCAGUGUGGGAAUCUAAUUCAGGGGGAAGUAACAGGGAUCAAUUAUGGAGCUCUUGUGGGUCGGGGUUUGACCAUCACAGGGAACUACUUCAGGGAGAAGGCAAUUAGAUGAUCAGGAAGCGCGGAUUACCAUAGGAGGAUGAGUCAUUGCUUUUGAGCGUGGUAUACGUGGAAGUAGGACCAGGAGGUCGGCAGAGCAGCCAGGAGACUGAGAAGUCUUUAUUCUCUUCUUUAAAAUAGUCUGUCUCAUCUGCCUCAGAAGCCCCAGAUUCUACAACCUUCUUAAAGCUUUCAGCUCUGCAUGGACCAGAGGCUGGAAUAUGGAUGCUGUGUUCCCAUGGUGAUUAAAAUCCUCUCUAAGGAAUAAAGUGCUUUCCUUCAUGGAGCACCCCCAGGGCCUUGAGAAAGUCAGAUGGCUUCUGGCUUAUCGAGAAAGAAGAGCCUUGCUGCCUGAUGAUUGGGUGAUGGAGUGGUGCUGGGUGCUCCAGACAACAGGAGGGUAUAUGGGACCCCUGCUCUUCACCCACCCAUGCCCUCAGGUGUAAGCACAGAACCAGGAGAAAGAACAGGGGCCCUGGAUGAGCUGCUCUUUCCCCUGCUACCCGUGCUGUUGUUGUCUCCUCAGAGCCAGGAGCGGGACCUCAUUGGAAGGGAGCCUCUGUGUCAACUCAUUUCAUCCAUUGAUGGAGGGCCAUGUGUUGUCCCUUCUUGGGUGAAAGGAGAUGCCAGCCAGCUUCUCCGGUAGAACCAAGUGGUUGUGGGAGAGGCCAUCCCUUCUAAUAGUGAGUGUGUGGGGGAAAGGCUCCAUGCCUGCCUCCUGCUUCACUCGGCAGCACCUGCUCCAGAGAUCUGCUCAGCACAUUGGUGUCCCUAGAAUCCUCAGAAAAAAAAAGAGGGAUUGGCAUAGAGGGAGGCAUUAGCAGAAUUUGGGAUUUAGGGAAUUGUCAGAGAGCGAGAUGGUUAAUUAUCUGUCAUAUUGUGAUAGAAUGUCCCAGAGCUGGUCAGACUUGGGGCAGAAAUAAAAGAGAACAGACUCCAGACAGUUCCCCAGUGUGUGCCUUAGCACACAAGGAGGAAAAAGAGACCAUCCAUGUUUUAGAUGACAGUGUAGGCCAAGGGGUUCCCAAAGCUAAAUCAGAUUUCUUCUAAAUUAUCCAAAUAUAAAAUCAUCAGGUAGAGUGCCAAGAAUAACAGGACUGGUUACCUACCAGUUGUACCUGGAACAGCCAUAUAAUUGACAACAUAAAUUCUACAUAGACUUAAUUACAGCUUCUUCCUUUUGUUAGACCUAAAUUGGUCCAGAUUAAAGAACCAAAAUAUGGCCAUUAGAAAAUUAUGCCUUAUUAAAAAGUGUUGGAUGGACCAUGAUGCUUUCAGGUCUAUUCUGUGGUGCUGAUCUGACUUGCCCUUUCUCCUCGUGAAGGGAUUCUCACUUGACAGGCCUGGUUGCUUAGGUCUGGUUCAGCAUAAGGUUGUGGUCAACAGAAAGGACAAAACAGCCUGGGGUUGAGUUAGAGCUGGGCCACAUCCAGAACAUGACCAAGACAGCAUAGGAGCCAGUGCCAGGGCUGCUGAAGAGCUGUGUGGCUGCAUCUAUCCUGUCACAAAGUCUCAUUACCCCUCCAGAACUUGUCCCCACCCAGAUAGCCCUAGUUCCUAUAUGCCUGCCACCAAGGAUGGCAAAGACAAGUUGAACACCUGGCCGCUGUUGGUUGACUUUUCAUGAAACUGAUAGAUGCCCAAACCCCAUUGUUGUUUGGAUGGUACCUCAGUGUCCCCUCUAGUCCAUCCUUGCCUCUCUGCAUAGAUUGAUACUGAAGUCUCCAUUCCUGGAUUUCCUGAGUCACAUUUAUCACACCAUCCAGCAGCCUUUAAUUAUAUACAUCCUUCAUCUUGGUGGUUCCCUUGUUUCAUGUAUAAACCUGACCACAAGCCCUUUGAGGGCAGAGAAGGUGUGUCACAUACAGACAGAACUUGCCAGACCCUGCAGAUUGAUUCCACGAGAACAGUAUAUUACAGCAGUGCACAGAGGAGGGUGGGUAGUUCACUACAAAGCAAGCUGAGUAGAAGUGUGACUGGGGGGUUGGAGAAGGAGCAGAAGCCGAACUGAGGUUCUCUCCCAGCAUUCUGGGGGUGGUGAUGUAGAGUGGUUAUGCAGUAAGGCACCUACGCUUGUUUGCUUCAUCCUUCUUAGCAUCAGCAGCAUGCCGAGCACUGAGGAUGCACUCACUACAUGCUUGUUGGUGGAGUGAUGCCGACAUUGACAUCUCUGCUCAGACCCUUCUGCCCAAGUGGGCAUUCUGCCUGUAUGGCUGAGAAGGGAAGCUUUCACGCAGUAGGCUCUUAAAAAAUGUUUAUUGGAUUGAACAUCGCUGUUUCUUGGCCAUAUCACCCCAUGGCCACCAGUGCUGACUCCAUCAGAACCUUGGUUCGUCCUUUUUAAUCCCCCAGAAAGAGAUUAGCAGGAAGCUCAGAGCGAUACACAUGGACCAGGGAGCUCCCCCUACUACCUCCAUCAAAUGCUGUUUGCUUGGCCUCACAACAAGCCCUUCCUGCUGGCUCUUUUCACACCAGGGACUCCCUGGUGAUGCCUGAGAACAUUGGAUUGAACAUAUCAGGACAAGAUCACUGCAGAAACCCACUGUGCCCCUCCAGGGAAGUUACACAGGUCUAUCAUUAGGGGGUCCUGAGAAGAAUGGAUUGGAGGUGGCAAAGCUGAGCAGGGGGCUCUGGUGCAGAGAAGAAGAGAGACCUCCCCACUUUUGCACCCCAUGCAGGGUCUGGGCAGAAUCAAACACUCCCAUUAGAAAGAGCUGGCUUCAGAGCUGCCUUUCUUGACAUAAAGAAAUAAGUUGAAAUGAAUAAAAGCCACUGUGGUGUGAAGGAGAGUGUGAGAUUUGGGCUACACAGCCCACUGACAAGUGCUCAUUCAACUGAGCAAACAGUCAUUAGGUUCCUACUUUGUUCAAGGCACUGUACAAGGUAAGCAGUAAAAAUAGCAGAGAGAAAAAACAAGCCAGCCACAGCCUCUGCCUUCAGAGAGCUUACAGUCAGUCUACUGGGAGGGCAGGACAUGUAUAACAGUAAGAGGGGUAAUGAGGUAGAAGAUGAUGGGGCAAAGAAGAGGCCUGGACAAUGUCAUGCUUUAGAACCAUCCAAAUCAGGAGUGAGGGGAGCAAGCAAGGAUGAUGGAGGGAGGCGCACCGGAGUUAAGCCUUGAAGGGAGAGAAGCAUUUCGGCAAGUACAGGUGAGCAGGCUUGCAAGACAACCUGUGCAGAAUCACAGAGGCUCCCAUUCUCUACCAGAGAAUGCCGAGUCUAAGCAUGGUACUGAGGGUGAUGGCAGAAUAAGAAGAGGCAGCUCCUUCCUUGAAGGCAUUUAUCUGUUUGGGAUGAUAAUGCAGGAUGGAGCAGUGCUGAAGAGUACACUUGACUAUAUGACCUUGGAUAAGUCUCUUCUCCCUGGGUCCCAAUUUCUUCUGUAAAAUCAGAUUUAUUAGAUAUUCCCUAGGGUUCCUCCUGGCUCCAGCAUUCUGAGAGUCCUUAUGAAACUACUAUCAUUAGGGCAUCUUGAGAAAAAUGGAUUGGAAAUGGCAAAGCUGAGCAACAGGGCUCUGGUGCAUUGGGGCGAGGAGAUGUAUCCCCCAGGGAUGUACAGGACAGUCAGUGAGCCUUGAAUGGCAUAGUACAGACGUUAAGGAAGGUGGGAAAAUGUGGCCUGUACUAUAUGCAUUGAAUCAGAGAUCUAAAGCUGGAAGGAACCUUAGAAAUUGGCUAGCCCCGUGGUGCCAAACAUAUAGAAAUGGAUAUUAACUUAUAAAACCACAAAUUAACCUUCCCUAUCUUGUAUUUUUAUUUUGUUAAACAUUUUCCAGUUUUAAUAUGGUUCCUGCCUCACUGUGGAGUGUUGGGGGGACAGCAAGUUCGACACCUGGCUAGCCCAGUGCCUUCAUUUCACAGAUGAGGAAACUGAGUCCCAACGAAUGGAGAUUUUAAUGCAAGUAGCUUCUCUUGACUCCAAACACACCGCGUUUUCUACUAUACCACACUCCCAGCUCAAGUCAAGAAAUUACUACCACAUUUUAGGAAGAUUUUCAACAAAGGUUGAGGCAAAAAGGAUUUUCUGCUUUAAUCCUCAGUUAAUCCGAAAAUUCAGCUCACCACAGUUCCCUGUUCCUUGAACAUUCCAGUUAGCCCAGACCCUCACUGUCAUGUGCCUGGUUUACUGGGACCACCUUCUAGCUAAUCCCUCUGCUUUCCAUCUUUCUUCCCUCCCAUCUGUCCUGCAUCCUUAGCCAGGCUUAAUUUUUUUCUAAAAUGACACUUUCAUCAUAUUACUCCCCAGGUCAAGACCCUCAUUCCUUUUUUUGCCAAAUACCUUGCUUAAACUCUGCCUGACAUUCAAGGCUUCCACACUCUGACUUCAGGUCCAGCACCCUGUUCCCCCCAAACAGUCAGCUUCCCUCCACAGACAGGUUGAACAAAGUGGAUUCUACUACAGAGAGAUGUGCUGUGAGAUGAAAUUGAGACUACCUCUGGUUGGAAGGAUCAAGGAAAGCAUCAUUUCCUUCUCUUUGCCAGUCUCUGGGGCUAGAGUUAAAAACAAAACAAAAUAAAACAAGAAAUUGAGGAUUUAAGAGGUAACAAUGGAGCCUAUGCCUGGCUUCCCCUCUCUUCCACAGGCUUUUAAAAUGCCUCUUAUUACUCCAAGUAUAGCUGGAAUGCAAAUCGUGGCCCGAGCAGCUGUAGCUGUUGGGUCUCACCGUCAUCCUCAGCUCCUGUAUUCAUCUAUGACUUAUUGUGAUGAAUAUUUUAUUGGACAAUGGUUUGCCUUAAUUAAACC
This is a messenger RNA of Trichosurus vulpecula (common brushtail), 11045 nucleotides long. It is a transcript of the gene ZBTB40, whose product is annotated as zinc finger and BTB domain containing 40. Gene Ontology annotation, cellular component: nucleus. NCBI's taxonomy places the organism in Eukaryota, Metazoa, Chordata, Mammalia, Diprotodontia, Phalangeridae. The record is from RefSeq and is a predicted model, not a curated record. The transcript has 17 exons. Gene Ontology annotation, molecular function: RNA polymerase II cis-regulatory region sequence-specific DNA binding; DNA-binding transcription factor activity, RNA polymerase II-specific; protein binding. Gene Ontology annotation, biological process: regulation of transcription by RNA polymerase II. The coding region runs from base 1 to 3792 and encodes 1263 amino acids.